GGCCGACCCGAAUAAAUCGCGGAGCCCCUCGCUCUCGCGGCCGUCCUGUUUCGCCCGACGACGACGGAGGAGCGAAUUUAGCAGAGAAAGUCUCCCCAAGUUGCGCGGCGAAUCUCCGGCGACAAUGCGAUUCCGGAGCUCCCACAAGCUUCUGCUCUUCCCUCACCAGAAGCCAUUGCGUUGCCUGCACCAAGGCCGCCGGUGCCUCGCUUCCUUCUUCGCCAAGAAGCUGAGCGACCCGGCGCAAGCCCGCGCGUCCUCCAAUGGCGGCGCCGCCGGCUCCGAUGGGAGUUCUUAUCUGGUGCCUGGUGCCACGGUCGCUACUCUUCUCAUGCUCGGUGCACUCCACGCUCGUCGUCUCUACGACGAUAAGAAGGUUGAAGAGGCAAGGGAAAAGGGAAUUGAAUACGAAUUCCAUCCAGAUGUAAAGGCCACAUUUCUCAGGUUACUACCUCUCAGAUCCAUUUCAAGAUUUUGGGGUAUUCUGACGAGUGUGGAAGUUCCUGUAUGGAUGCGGCCUUCUCUGUGUAGAGCGUGGGCACGGGCAUUCCAUUCAAAUUUAGAAGAAGCAGCAUUGCCACUUGAAGAGUAUUCUUCUUUACAGGAAUUUUUUGUCCGUGCCCUAAAAGAAGGUUCAAGGCCAAUUGACCCAGACCCAAAAUGCCUGGUCAGUCCUGUGGAUGGUACUAUUCUACGAUGCGGAGAGUUGAAGGCUGCUGGGGCUAUGAUUGAGCAAGUCAAAGGUUUUUCGUACUCAGUUUAUGCUCUUCUCGGUGCGAGUUCUUUCCUACCAAUGGUAGCUGGAGGGAAGAUCAAUGAAGACGAAGUUGAAAAGGAAAGUCCCACAAAAGAGGAAAGGAAGAAAUCAUGGUGGAGAGUGUCUUUGGCCUCACCGAAAAUCAGGGACCCUGUGUCAGCAUGUCCUAUGACAGGCCUCUUUUACUGUGUAAUUUACUUAAGACCUGGAGAUUAUCAUCGGAUCCAUUCACCAGCUAAUUGGAAUAUUCUAAUUAGGCGACAUUUUUCAGGCCACCUAUUUCCUUUAAAUGAACGUGCCACGAGGACAAUAAGGAACCUAUACGUGGAGAAUGAGAGGGUUGUUCUUGAAGGUCUCUGGCAGGAAGGUUUUAUGGCACUUGCUGCUAUCGGUGCGACAAAUAUUGGAUCGAUUGAGCUUUAUAUUGAACCUGAGCUUCGCACAAACCGGCCGAAGAAGAAACUAUUGCAGUCAGAACCUCCAAAAGAACGGUUUUAUGAACCUGAAGGUGUUGGAAUCAUGUGCAAGAAAGGGGAUGAGAUGGCCGCCUUUAACAUGGGAUCAACAGUGGUUCUGAUCUUUCAAGCUCCAAUGUCAGAAUCACCCGAAGAUGAUGACCCCUCUGGUUUUAGGUUUUGUAUCAAACAAGGUGAUAGGAUUCGUGUAGGACAAGCCCUAGGAAGGUGGAAGGAAGGACCUGCAUGCUGAAGGAGGACCAUACAAGCACUCGUCGUGUAUUAUUAAGAUUGCUCCGACUCACAAGCGACAAUUUUUUCUUGCUUGAUGGCCAACCAUGAAGUUGAAAAUUUGCAGCAUCUUCUUUGCAAAUCUCUGCAAUUAAUUUACAGCUAGUGUAAAAGCAUUUCACAGUGGUCAGCUAUUCUUGGCACGACAUUUUUCGGUAUUUAGUGAUUUUACAUGAACAGGAGCUAUUUCUGUAUGCACGAUAGUCGACGCUGGUGUUUAUAGCACGAGACUUUUCAAAUCUGACACAUAGGACAUUCCUUCGUCUCA
Messenger RNA from Syzygium oleosum, 1771 nucleotides. RefSeq names its product phosphatidylserine decarboxylase proenzyme 1, mitochondrial. Gene Ontology annotation, molecular function: phosphatidylserine decarboxylase activity. Gene Ontology annotation, biological process: phosphatidylethanolamine biosynthetic process. Lineage: Eukaryota; Viridiplantae; Streptophyta; Magnoliopsida; Myrtales; Myrtaceae. The record is from RefSeq and is a predicted model, not a curated record. Gene Ontology annotation, cellular component: mitochondrion. The transcript has 12 exons. The coding region runs from base 125 to 1465 and encodes 446 amino acids.